Messenger RNA from Bicyclus anynana (squinting bush brown), 1611 nucleotides. Its product is annotated as UDP-glucosyltransferase 2-like. The transcript has 9 exons. Bases 1 to 1611 code for a protein of 536 amino acids. Gene Ontology annotation, molecular function: UDP-glycosyltransferase activity. NCBI's taxonomy places the organism in Eukaryota, Metazoa, Arthropoda, Insecta, Lepidoptera, Nymphalidae. The record is from RefSeq and is a predicted model, not a curated record.
AUGAUUAAAAAGGCUCUAUGGUUGGUUGUAGUCAUUCUUACACUCUGUGAAAUAAGUGCCUACAAAUACCUGGUAGUGAGUCCGAUACCAUCUAAAAGUCAUUCAAUAUUGGGAGAUGCUCUGGUCGAAUACUUGGCCGACGCUGGACAUGAGGUCACGUAUAUUACAGCGUUUACACCAGAAAAAGUAUCACCUAGAGUAACUAUUAUCGACACUAGCGAUCAUAUAAGGAAUUUCCCUAUAGACGCCACAUUCAAUUUAAAGUCUUUUAUGGAUGGAACAGUUACUACUAAUAAUUUCAUGACGUUUGCACCACUGAUGUUGGAAAUCAGCAGAGCUACGUUGGGGAACUCGAAUGUCCGCAAACUCUUGGCUGAUGAAAACCAACGAUUUGACGCUGUGAUAGCUGAAUGGAUGUACAACGAAGUAUAUGUCGGAUUUGCAGGAGUUUUUAACUGCCCAUUAAUUUGGUUUUCCUCAAUAGAACCACAUUGGAUGGUGAUGCAAUUAAUAGAUGAGAUCCCCAAUCCUGCUUAUUCUACCGACAUGUUGACAGCUGACAGUAUUCCUCCUCUGACAUUUAGACAACGAGUCGUCGAACUUUAUACACAAAUCGUGGGUAGGCUUGCCCAAACAUUUUGGCUUUCUGGACUUGAACGUGAUGUAUACAAUGAGUAUUUUGUACCUUUUAUUCGAGACAGAUAUAACACUGUGCCUCCAUUUGAAGAACUGAGGUACAAUGCUUCUUUAAUGUUGUGUAACUCCCAUCUAUCGAUGAAUACUCCUAUAAGAUUGCCAGCUAACGUUAUCACUAUAGGAGGAUAUCAUAUCAAACCUAACAUAAAACCAUUACCUGAGGAUCUACAGACACUUAUGGACAACUCCAAGGAUGGCGUAAUAUAUUUCAGUAUGGGCUCUAAUUUGAGAAGCAAACAUUUCCCAGACGAAGUCAAACAAAGUCUCUUAAAAAUGUUUGGCAAAUUAAAACAGAUUGUCUUAUGGAAAUUCGAAGAGGAUUUACCCAACCGACCCAAUAAUGUGCAUAUUGUUCAGUGGGCUCCACAACAAAGUAUUUUAGCACAUAAGAACUGUAUAUUAUUUAUCACACAUGGAGGUCUACUCUCGACCACUGAGACGGUGCAUUUUGGAGUACCCAUAAUUGGAAUACCAGUUUUUGCCGAUCAAUUCGUAAACGUAGGAAGAGCUGUUAAAAAAGGAUUCGCUCAAAGAGUCGAUUUAUCUUAUUCGUUAGCUGCGGACAUAGAAAAGGCUAUUAGAAAUGUACUUGAUAACCCAAGUUAUACAACUAGAGUGAAAGAGCUAUCCGCAAUAUACCACGAUAGAACCGUGCCACCUGCUACAGAACUAGUUCACUGGGCGGAACAAGUUGUGAAGACGAAAGGAGCGAGACAUCUACGCUCUCCAGCGUUUAUGAUGCCCUGGUACCAGAAGAUGUACUUAGAUCUUAUUUUAGUUUUACUAGUAGUUUUAUUAAUAUUUUAUAAAAUAAUAAUAUUUUUUAUUAUAUCUGUAACAAAAAGAGUUAAUUUUAUCUUAUAUUUGCAUUUCCCAUGUAAUGUGUAUGAGUAUGGUUCAAUAAUUUUCUCCUAA